UGGCCCCGAACGACACCGCAUUUUGUUACUUUUUCUCCUUAACAAGUUAAGGAGCGAGAGCAAUCUUGCAUAAGAUCCAGCAGGCUACUGGUGUCGGAGAUCUCGCGUUUGGACGGGGUGGAUCUUCAACAUACUUAGUCCCUAACCAAGCCAAGCGUCGAUGAAGCUUUGGAUGUUUGAAGAUUCAUCAUUAUUAUCAUCUCGCCAAGUCCAACUCUUCAUGGACAGUUGAUAUAAUCUCGUCCUUUACCAACGAAACAUCUCCCUGGAACGCAUCGACGGCCAAGACCGCUCUUCUCGACGCAACAAUUGACGAACUCGAAAAGUGCAUUAUCAGUCAGCUGCUAAUUACUGGCUGAACCUACUUGGUCUUUCGUGUAUUCGUGUCUUGCGAAUUACUUCUACCAAACUUACUCGCCAUUAUUCCUUUUUGAUCUCAUCGUCUCUUUAAAACAUCCUUUUACCCUAACUACAAUGGGUCUCUCUAAUCCGAUUUGGGCAAUCUUGUCCUUCAGUCUCGGUAUUCUUCUCGUGCAACAUAAACCAGAGUACUCCGUGCGAGAAUCCUAUUUCCUAACGGCCCUAUCGAUCUUCUUCACAACACUCGUCGGGAGAAUUGUCUAUACUACAAUCCUAUAUCCGGAAUUCUUUACGCCGCUAAGACAUAUCCAGACUCCGAAGGGAAGAUCAUGGCUCAAAGGCAAUACGCAAUCAUUAUUCAUCGAGUCUCCCGGAUCGCGCUGUCUCCGAUGGAUGGAGGAGAUGCCUGAUGCGGAACUUAUCCGCUACUAUCUAGUAGGAAAUAUGGAAAGAGUGCUUGUAGUGAGCCCUAAAGCUCUAAGCGAGGUUCUUACUCUGAAGUCAUACGACUUUCGUAAGCCUGAUCUGGCACGGAUCUCUCUGGAGCGUAUCACUGGUAAUGGCGUUCUGCUCGCUGAAGGGGACGAGCAUAAGAGACAACGAAAGAAUCUCAUGCCUGCUUUCUCUUAUCGUCAUGUUAAGAAUCUCUACCCAGUCUUCUGGGCCAAAGCAGUCGAGAUGGUCCAGAUGAUUGGCGAUGAGCUUCGCAGCAAACCAAACUCUCAAGAAGAAGAAGAUGAUGAUGAUAAAACAAUCAUAGUCGGCGACUGGGCCAGUAGAGCCACUCUCGACGCCAUCAGCAUCGCCAGCAUGGGCCGCGACUUCGACACGCUCCGCGAUCCAGAUAACGAACUCAACAACCACUACCGCCGCUUACUGAUGGAGCCGUCCGUGAAAAUGAGAAUCCUCUUCCUGGUAGCGAUGUUCCUCGUCGAUUUGGGAUUCUUCCAGAAGAUCCCCAUAAAGCGAAACCGUGACGUUCGCGCAGCAUCAAGCUACAUCCGAACCGUUGCCCGACAACUAGUUCGCGAGAAGAAAGAACGGCUUGAAAAGAAGACACAAGAUGCCAAUGGCAAUGCCAAUACCAACGACGCAGUGACAGCCGCCAGCGACGAAAUCGACAUCAUGUCCGUCGCCCUAACCAGCGGCGGCUUUUCAGAAGAGAAUCUAGUAGAUCAAAUGAUGACUUUCCUCGCAGCAGGGCACGAAACCACCGCUUCUGCCUUCCAAUGGGUCAUCUACGCCCUGUGCAAACAUCCAGGAAUCCAAUCUCGUCUUCGUGACGAAAUCCGCGCAAAUCUCCCAUCCCCAUCACAUACAUCCAAUACCAUCUCCGCCUCAAUCAUCGAUUCCCUUCCCUACCUCAACGCCGUCUGCAAUGAGACUCUCCGCUUCUACCCCUCUGUACCUCUCACCAUCCGAGAAGCAGCCCGCGACACCACCGUUGUCGGCCACCAUAUCCCGAAAGGAUCCCUCCUUGUUUUAGCCCCCGAAGCCACGAACCGGAGUAAGGAACUCUGGGGCCCCGACGCGGAUGUAUUUGAUCCGGAACGAUGGAUGGGUCCAGGACGAGCGAAUACCGGUGGUGCGGAUACGAAUUAUGCGUUUUUGAGUUUCCUGCAUGGUCCGAGAGGGUGUAUUGGUCAGGGGUUUGCGAAGGGGGAGUUGGCGUGCAUGGUGGCUGUUACGGUGGGGAGGUUUCAGAUGGAAUUGAAGAAUCCAGAUGCGGAGUUGAAGAUGAGGAGAGGUGUUACUGUGUCGCCUAUUGAUGGUGUAGAGGCGAGGUUUAGGGUUGUUGAGGGUAGUAUGUCAAGUUUCUUGCACGUAUAG
Molecule: messenger RNA, 2190 nt
Organism: Paecilomyces variotii
Lineage: Eukaryota; Fungi; Ascomycota; Eurotiomycetes; Eurotiales; Thermoascaceae
Product: cytochrome P450
Exons: 4
Coding region: 475-2190 (571 amino acids)
Molecular function (GO): iron ion binding; monooxygenase activity; oxidoreductase activity, acting on paired donors, with incorporation or reduction of molecular oxygen
Source: RefSeq, a predicted model, not a curated record